AUGAAACUCAUUGACACAUUUUCACAUUUGUUGCUGUAUGGUGGUUGUGCUCUAGCUGGUAGCUUCAACAUAUUAACUUUCAAUGUUGCUGGUCUUCCUCAAGCGUUACAAGGUAACGGGAUACCUAUUGAUAAAGAUAUCGCUACAGAACAUAUUGGCAAGGCUUUCAAAGAUCUUAAGGAUGAUUUAGAUGUGAUUCAUGUUCAAGAAGAUUUCCAUUAUAAUGAUAUCUUGUAUAAAUAUGAUAAUCAUCCAUACAGAUCUCAAACUUCAGGUGAUGUCCCCAUUGGAAGUGGAUUAAACACUUUAUCCAAUUUCCCCUUUUCUAUAUCAAUAGAAAUAAAUGGGAUAAUUGAAGGUGCUAUAGUUAAUUUUAUAAAUUUACAUUCUGAUGCUGGAACAAAAGAUCAAGAUAAUGAUGCUAGAAAUAAGAAUUUACAACAAGUUGCCAAUUAUAUUGAUCAAUUCUUACAUGAUGAAGCUGUUAUAAUAUUUGGUGAUUUUAAUUCAAGAUAUUAUUAUCCACCUGAUAAUAUUGAAGUUUUCAGAUUACAAAAUGGUUUGAAAAAUCCGUGGGUUGAUUUAGAAAGAAAUGGAAUUGAACCAAUUAAAGGUCAACCUGUACCAAAAUGUUCUUUACCUGCUACAAAUAACUCAUGUGAAGUUGUUGAUAAAGUUUUCUAUAGAGGUAGUAAAACUAUUGAACUGAAAGCUGAAGAUUUUAGAUAUGCAGAUGAUCUAUUUACUUAUGAAGGUCAUCAAUUAUCAGAUCAUAAUCCAAUAUUAACAAAUUUCUCUUAUACAUUAUCACAAGAUUUCAAAAAUUCAAAUUAUAGUGGUGGGUUUUAUGGUGCCUAUUUUAAUGAUUUAGGUCAAAUUUCCAAAGGUGUCAAGACAACAAGACUUUCUUUUAAAGGUAAUGUUGGUUUAGAUUUAGUUUCAUUAACAUUGGAUGAUGGUACCUCGUUUAAUCAUGGUGGUAAUGGUGGAUUAUUAAAAGAAUUAGAAUUACAACAAGAUGAAUAUUGGACAAAGUCUUAUCUUUGUAAACGUGAAGUUGAUAAUGAACUUAAAAAUGUUUAUAUAAAUGGAACAACAUCUCUAGGAAGUACUAUUGAAGCUGGUUCACCUACUAAUGAUUGUCAAUAUUUUGAAGCUCCAGAUGGAUAUCAAAUAACAGGAUUUUUCGGUCAAGGUGAUGAUAGUGUUAAUUUAUUAGGUUUUAUUUAUAGUAAAAUUGAAUCAUGA
This is a messenger RNA of Hansenula ciferrii, 1248 nucleotides long. RefSeq lists its product as uncharacterized. Gene Ontology annotation, molecular function: sphingomyelin phosphodiesterase activity. NCBI's taxonomy places the organism in Eukaryota, Fungi, Ascomycota, Saccharomycetes, Phaffomycetales, Wickerhamomycetaceae. Gene Ontology annotation, cellular component: cytoplasm. Bases 1 to 1248 code for a protein of 415 amino acids. The transcript is spliced from 2 exons. The record is from RefSeq and is a predicted model, not a curated record.